Molecule: messenger RNA, 3094 nt
Organism: Pocillopora verrucosa
Lineage: Eukaryota; Metazoa; Cnidaria; Anthozoa; Scleractinia; Pocilloporidae
Product: gamma-aminobutyric acid type B receptor subunit 1
Biological process (GO): G protein-coupled receptor signaling pathway; gamma-aminobutyric acid signaling pathway
Cellular component (GO): G protein-coupled receptor heterodimeric complex; membrane
Molecular function (GO): G protein-coupled GABA receptor activity
Source: RefSeq, a predicted model, not a curated record
UUAAAGUGCAUCACUUCAGUUCUUGAAAGCAAUGAAGUGAAUCACGGACGGCUGCCAGUUAUGGCGAACAAGUCGCUUUUCUUCGUCACCUUUACUUUGCUGUUUUGGACAAUCAGAUGCAGUUACUCUACUAACACGACCGAUCUCUACAUCGGGGGAUUUUUUGGUGUCAAUAUCAAAAAAGGCGCUUGGAGUUCAGCCGCCCUUAUUCCAAUCUUAGAAAUGGCACUGGAGCACGUGAAUAACGACCCACGCAUUUUAGUGGGCUAUCAGCUGAAAUAUGUGUGGAACGAUUCCAAGUGUGAGAGUGGAUCAGGUAUAAGAGCAAUGCUGCGAAUGAUUGACACUCCUCCACACAAGAUUGUUUUCCUGGGUCCCGGAUGUUCUGUAGCAACAGUACCUGUUGCAGAAGCCGCCCCUUAUUGGCAGGCAGUGCAGAUUGGGUACAGCACGUCAUCGCCACAAUUUUCAGACAAGGAGAAGUUUCCUUUGUACUUUAGAACGAGCACCUCUGAAACAAUGGAAAACCCGUCUAGAGUUGCACUUUUAAGACAUUUUAAGUGGAAAAAAGUCGGCCUCAUAGUACAAAACUUGGAUAUUUACGUACUGACCAAAGAGGCACUUAUUCCAAUGUUGGAGGAAUCAAACAUUACCAUAAUCGCAGCAGAGAGCUUCAAAAAUGAUCCGUCUUCAGCAGUCAAGUAUUUACUCAAGGAGAGAGAUGCGAGAAUCAUAAUUGGUCUGAUGUACGAGGACAUGUUCAGGAAAGCUAUGUGCACGGCCUACAAGGAAGAAGUAUAUGGCAGAAAAUACGUGUGGAUCAUAGUUGGCUGGUACAACGAGGACUGGUGGACAAAAACAGACGUGGAAUGCGAAGGGGAACAGAUGUUAGAGGCUGCGGGUAGUUUGAUAGAAACUCAACCCCUAUCUAUUAGUGCUUCACAAGAACCCACAAUAUCAAACAGGACUGCUGCUGAACUGAAAACAGAUUACGAGGACAGACUUAAAAAGCUUAACUUCACUUACAACAUGUAUGCAGCCUUUACGUAUGACGCCGCUUGGAGUAUUGCCCUUAUGUUGAAUAAGUCCAUUCCUCUGCUUCGAGAAAAGAACAAAACCUUGGAAACGCUGAAAUAUGGCGAUAAAGAAGCAGCUGAGAUCAUGAGAGAUCUUCUGUUCCGUACAGACUUCUGGGGAAUGUCGGGUCAUGUGACGUUCGACCGAAAGUAUGACAGAGAGACGGUGGUGCAAAUUUCUCAAAAUAUACGGGGAAAAAGGAAAAGUGUUGCCAUGUUGGAUAUCCGUAACGGAUCAUUAAUUCUCCUUAACGACAGUUUUGAAUGGGAAGGCGGCCGAAUACCAGGAGAUGGUGUCACAGUUAUCCAAAAAGUGUUCCAAGAAAGACCCGGGACAACGGUGACCUUUUACGUGUUGGCUUGUGCUGGAAUACUGUUCUGUUUGCUUUGUUUACUACUUAACUUCGUUUAUCGAAAGCAUAGGUUCAUAAAAAUGUCAUCUCCAAAGUUCAACAAUAUCACUGUCGUUGGAUGUCUAUUGUCAUAUACUGAAGUGUUUUUAUCAGCUUACAGUAACUCUUCAUCAGCAGAAUACAAUACCUCACUAUGCUACAUAAAUGCUUGGCUACUCUCUACUGGUUUCACCCUGGCAUUUGGGGGAAUCUUUGUCAAGACUUGGAGAGUUUACAAAAUAUUUACAAACAACCAGAUGAAAAGAGAGCUUGGAAAGCUUAGUAACAUCAGUCUUUUCUUGAGGUUAUGUGCUUGUUGGUUUAUAGACGUUAUAAUUUUGUCAACUUGGGCAGCUAUUGAUCCACUUACGAAACAACUCAAGAUGAUCGACGAGGAGGCUGAAGAUAAUGACGAUGAUGUUACGGAGGAGCUGCUGAUUCAUCAAUGCACUUCUAAGUAUUACGUGACGUGGAUGAUGUCGAUCUGCGGAUUCAAAGGGAUUCUAUUGAUUUUUGGUGUUUUCCUGGCCUGGGAGACAAGAAAUGUUACCUAUCCUUCACUGAACGACUCCAAGAACAUCGGUUUAGCAGUCUACAAUGUAUUCAUGUUUUCGUGCUUAGCUAUUGUGACUGAAUUCGUGGUGACCUAUCCACCUCUUCAAAUUUUGGUUGUAAGAUGUAUCGUCUUCGUUGGGACCACGUCGACAAUUUCUUUGUUAUUUGUUCCAAAAAUUCUACGCUUAGGGAAACAGAAUCAGAUAGAUUCAAUGUCUGUCACAGAACCAAGCCGGAGUGAGUUUGAAACACGCGGGGCGACUAAUUCUGAAAUGCGAAUAGAGACGUACAAGAGCAAAAGCUAGAUCUCGCGCUAGAUCUCGUAGGACUCCUAAAGAUCUCCGACGAAGGGAAAUCAUCAGUGGAUGGUUAAAGUGAAAUUUUCAUGAGCCAAACUUGAAAAGUUGAAUUAAGUAUAUAAAAUGUUCGACGUCUAAAUGGAUCAAGAACGGUUUCUUCAUUCAGGAAUGGUUCGACAGCUCUUCCCGCCUCACUUGUGUCGAACCAAAUUCAAAAAUCAAUCUAAACUAUUUGAAAGAAGUUCUCCAGGAUCAAUAAAGAGAACAGCUGCGCCGACCGAUCAAAUUCGAUGCUUGAAUCAGCAAGUCAAAGCACUUCUUUUCGAGCUUGAGUUGGUCCAAAUUCGAAUAACCUUCGUCUCAUGAAAAGUUCGGCAUCCGAACUGAAUGUCAUUGAGCAAGGCUGAGGAUAAUUUGAAAAUAUUUAACAGUUAUCUUCGUGUAGUAAGAACAACUGCUCAGACAUCACCUCUUCUCAGCUGAAGAUAAGACAUAUGAAACGAAGUUGAUAAGCAAUUUCGAUUUUGAUGGUAGAGUUUCAAAUGAGCUCUUUCAUGAAAAUAAUCGGGAUCUUUCAAUUUUAAAGCAGGAAAAAUUUCGAGAGCCGCUACCAGACAUCACUCCGUCUCUACAUCUGACUCUACCCACACUGAUGCAUUCCUUUUUGCCUAGGGUUGAUUUUUCAGUAAUUCUCACCAUCUCAAUUUUUUAAUUCUGUACAAGAAUUUUCCUAGAUGUAUAAUUUGUAUGCACUGUGCAAAUUUUACGAUAA